AUAAUAUUCUAAAAUUUUCUAAUAGGUGCAAAUUGUGAAAAGCAAAAAUGGAGAAAGUCAAAUUCUUUGCUAUAAUCUUUAUUGUGGCAAUGGUUAUGACAAGGGUUGAGGCGGAAGAGGUUCCGAUGCAAGUGACGACCAAUGAGGUGACUCUAGCGGCCGAGGCUGCCGCCUCGAGUCUCAAAAGCAGCGUGGGAGAGGCUGCUCAAGGAGCCAAGACAUGGGCUGAUUGGGCUACUAGCAAAAUCAGGCAUCCUGGCAGUUUGGAGAAAGCACCGGGAUCAGAGUGAAACAAACAUUUAUCUUAAGAAUAUGCUUAAAAUGGUUUUAUCAACAAAAAAA
Capsella rubella is the source of this 342-nucleotide messenger RNA. RefSeq lists its product as uncharacterized. The record is from RefSeq and is a predicted model, not a curated record. NCBI's taxonomy places the organism in Eukaryota, Viridiplantae, Streptophyta, Magnoliopsida, Brassicales, Brassicaceae. The transcript has 2 exons. Bases 48 to 290 code for a protein of 80 amino acids.